Messenger RNA from Penicillium angulare, 3774 nucleotides. Its product is annotated as class I myosin myoA. Gene Ontology annotation, biological process: vesicle transport along actin filament; actin filament organization; endocytosis. Bases 1 to 3774 code for a protein of 1257 amino acids. The transcript has 5 exons. NCBI's taxonomy places the organism in Eukaryota, Fungi, Ascomycota, Eurotiomycetes, Eurotiales, Aspergillaceae. Gene Ontology annotation, molecular function: ATP binding; microfilament motor activity; actin filament binding. Gene Ontology annotation, cellular component: actin cytoskeleton; vesicle; plasma membrane. The record is from RefSeq and is a predicted model, not a curated record.
AUGGGUCACUCACGACGCCCACAAGGCGGCGAAAAGAAGAGUCGCUUCGGUCGCAAUAAAGGAGCGGCUGACAUCGGCGACGGUCGUUCCUCUGGAAAGCCGCAAGUUAAGAAGGCCACCUUUGAGCCCACCAAGAAGAAGGAGAUCGGCGUGUCAGACUUGACACUUCUCAGUAAGAUCUCCAACGAGGCGAUCAACGAUAACUUGAAACUACGAUUCGAACAUGGCGAAAUUUAUACGUACAUCGGCCAUGUGUUGGUCUCAGUCAAUCCGUUCCAAGAUCUGGGUAUUUACACCGACAACGUACUCGAUUCAUACCGCGGCAAGAACCGUCUCGAAGUCCCCCCUCACGUCUUCGGAGUCGCGGAAUCCGCAUAUUACAACAUGAAAUCUUAUAAAGACAACCAGUGUGUUAUUAUUUCAGGAGAGUCUGGCGCCGGAAAGACCGAAGCCGCCAAGCGGAUCAUGCAGUAUAUUGCUAGUGUGUCUGGAGGGAGUAAUUCAUCGAUUCAGCAGACCAAGGACAUGGUGUUAGCUACCAACCCUCUGCUGGAGUCGUUUGGUAAUGCGAAAACAUUGCGCAACAACAACUCGUCUCGAUUCGGUAAAUACCUCGAACUCGAGUUUAACGUGAACGGCGAACCGGUCGGAGCCAACAUUACAAACUACCUGCUGGAGAAAACACGAGUCGUCGGCCAGAUUGCCAACGAGCGAAAUUUCCAUAUAUUCUAUCAGUUCACCAAGGGCGCACCACAAAAGUACCGAGACAACUUCGGUGUGCAGCAGCCGCAGUCUUACCUCUACACGAGCCGAUCGAAAUGUUUCGAUGUCCCGGGAAUCGACGACGUGGCUGAAUUCAAGGAUACAUUGGACGCGAUGCAGAGAAUUGGUAUGAGUGAGGCAGAGCAGGACAAUGUUUUCCGCAUGUUGGCUGCUAUUCUCUGGAUUGGUAAUGUUCAAUUCGUUGAGGAUGACUCUGGGAAUGCAUCUAUUUCAGAUCAAUCAGUGGUAGACUUUGUUGCGUAUCUGAUGGAAGUUGAUGGGGCGCAAGUCAACAAGGCUUUGACAAUUCGCCUGAUGGAGACCGCCCGUGGAGGCCGUAGAGGCUCCGUCUAUGAAGUUCCGCUGAAUACUACACAGGCGGUGGCUGUUCGGGACGCAUUGGCUAAGGCGAUUUACUUCAACCUUUUUGAUUGGAUUGUGGAACGUGUAAACCAAUCCUUGACUGCUCGCGAGGCUAUCUCUAACUCCAUUGGUAUUCUGGAUAUUUAUGGAUUUGAAAUUUUCGAGAAGAAUUCUUUCGAGCAGCUCUGCAUUAACUACGUGAACGAAAAGCUGCAGCAGAUCUUCAUUCAGCUGACCUUGAAGGCCGAGCAGGAUGAGUAUGCCCGCGAGCAGAUCCAGUGGACCCCCAUCAAGUACUUUGACAACAAGGUGGUGUGCUCAUUGAUUGAGGAUAAGCGUCCUCCUGGUGUUUUUGCUGCCUUGAACGAUGCCUGUGCCACAGCGCACGCCGAUUCUGGAGCGGCCGACAACACAUUUGUUGGUCGUCUCAACUUCCUCGCUCAGAACCCCAACUUCGAAGGACGCCAAGGCCAGUUCAUAAUUAAGCACUACGCUGGUGAUGUGAGCUACGCCAUCGAGGGUAUGACCGAUAAGAACAAGGAUCAGUUGCUGAAGGACCUCCUGAAUCUGGCUGGAUCCAGUAGCAAUCAGUUUGUCCACACUAUUUUCCCCAACCAGGUGAACCAGGAUGAUAAGCGUCGCCCACCCACCGCAGGCGACAAGAUCAAGGCAUCUGCCAAUGACCUAGUUGCCACAUUGAUGAAGGCACAGCCCUCCUAUAUUCGAACCAUUAAGCCUAACGACAACAAGGCUCCUAAGGAAUACAACGUUGGAAAUGUGUUGCACCAGAUUAAAUACCUUGGUCUGCAAGAGAACGUGCGUAUUCGCCGCGCUGGUUUUGCUUACCGUCAAACUUUUGACAAGUUUGUUGAGCGGUUCUACCUCCUGUCUCCCAAAACCUCGUAUGCUGGCGAUUACACAUGGACGGGGGAUGCGGAAUCAGGUGCCAAGCAAAUCUUGAGGGAUACCAGUAUCCCCGCAGAGGAAUAUCAAAUGGGUAUUUCUAAGGUUUUUGUUAAGACUCCCGAGACCCUUUUCGCUCUAGAGGCCAUGCGCGACCGCUACUGGCACAACAUGGCUAUCCGUAUCCAACGCGCUUGGAGGAACUAUCUUCGUUAUCGUAUUGAGUGUGCUAUUCGCAUUCAACGAUUCUGGCGUCGCAUGACAGGAGGCUUGGAGUUCAUCAAGGUGCGUGACCAGGGACAUCAGAUCCUUCAAGGCCGCAAAGAGCGCCGAAGAAUGAGUCUUUUAGGUUCACGUCGCUUCCUUGGUGACUACCUCGGGGUGGGCAAUAAUGGUGGUCCAGGCGAGAUGAUCCGCAAUGGUGCCAACAUCAACAGCUCCGAAGAGGUUCUGUUCUCCUGCCGUGGCGAGGUCCUUAUAUCCAAGUUCGGUCGAUCAAGCAAGCCGACACCUCGGAUCCUCGUGUUAUCCAACCGUCAUGUGUAUAUUGUCGCCCAAGGUAUUGUGAACAACCAACUCGUUAUUUCCUCCGAGCGCACCGUUCCAAUUGGGGCUAUCAAAGCUGUUAGCACUUCCAACCUGAAGGACGACUGGUUUUCCUUGGUGAUCGGAGCUCAAGAACCAGACCCAUUGUUGAACUGCGUUUUCAAGACCGAAUUCUUUACUCACCUGCGUACCGCUUUGCGUGGGUCAUUGAACCUCAAGGUUGGAGAGAGCAUUGAGUACAACAAGAAACCCGGAAAAUUGGCUUUUGUUAAGACCGUUAAGGAUCCCGGCUCUAGCAAUGUUGACAGCUACAAGAGUAGUACCAUUCACACCACUGGGGGUGAACCUGCCUCUUCCGUCUCAAAGCCAACUCCUCGACCAAAACAAAUUGCUGCUAGACCAGUAACCAAGGGCAAGCUAUUGCGCCCGGGUGGCCCAGGUGGUGGCCCAUCGAAGCUUUCCUCAGCUGCUCGCAGCCGACCUACACCUGCUGCACAGCCCCUACCUCAAGCGAUACCUAAGCCCGCUCCAGUCCCUCAGCCGGCUGUGCAGUCACGGAUUGUUCCUCAGCCUGUUGCUGCUACCCAAGUUUCACACUCACACACUUCUUCUACGAGCUCUGUAAGAGCUCCGCCUCCACCUCCACCACCUGGACCCCCGGCCGCGAAGAAGUCUACACCUACCGCCAAGGUCUUAUACGACUUCAACAGUGACCGGGCAAAUGAGCUGUCUAUCAAGACUGGCGAGAUCGUGCAGAUUGUGUCGAAGGAAGGCAAUGGAUGGUGGCUGUGUAUGAACACCACUACCUCUUCCCAGGGCUGGACCCCCGAAGCUUACCUUGAGGAGCAAGUGGCUGCAACUCCUAAACCUGCACCUCCUCCACCUCCCCCUGCCGCACGAGCAACUCCUAGCCCUAUCCCCAACGGAGGUGGCGCAGCCGCCGUCGCAGCCGCGAAGACAAAGCCUGCUCCACCGGCACCCCCAGCCAAGCGACCUAACAUGGCUGGUCGGAAACCCGCUCCCCCACCAGCCCCUCGUGACAGCACCGCAAGCAUGGCUUCCGGCGAUUCAUCUGGGGCCAGCGGUCGCGGUACACCGAACAGCACAUCCAAUGCUAGCUUGGCGGGCGGCCUGGCAGAGGCUCUGCGUGCUCGCCAAAGUGCUAUGCAGGGGAAGCACGAUGAUGAUGACGACUGGUAG